AUGCUAGAGUCGAAAUCUAAAACAAGAUUACCCCAGAUGGGUAGAGCUCAAGUCUCAGAAUCCCAUCCCGCUACAAAUUCGGGCAGCCUCACGGAUUCUGGGGGAGGCAAGAAAUCGACAGACUACAACAAACAAAAACGAAAACGGACACAGAUUAUAUCCAUUGCCACUUAUAAUAUUAGAACGAUGAGAACAAAUGACCACUUGGAAGAAUUAGAACAAGAACUGAGUAAUAUUAAUUGGGACAUAGUAGGCCUAUGCGAAACAAGGUUGCAAGGAGAAAAAAUGACAACUCUAAAUUCUGGACACGAUAUGUUUCAAAACAACUCAGAAACAAAUCAUAGCCAAGGAGGAGUAGCUUUUAUUGUAAACAACAAAUUCAAACACCUCGUCACUAAAUACCAUUCAGUAUCAAAUAGAGUGAUAUAUCUAAUAAUACGCUUAAACCAAAGAUACAGUAUCCAGCUGAUACACUGCUAUUAUGCACCUACAAGCUCAGCGAGCAGUGAAUUGAUUGAGAAAUUAUAUGAAGACAUUAGCCGGGCUAGGAACCUUGAAAAUACACAUUACGUAAUCAUAACUGGAGACUUUAACGGCAAGAUAGGGAAGAAGCAACUGGGUGAUACAAACUACAUAGGAAACUUUGGUCUCGGGGAAAGGAACGACAGAGGAGACAUGCUUGUAAACUUUCUCAACAACGAAAAAUUAUACUGUAUGAAUACUUUUUAUCAAAAACAAACUCAGAAAAAAUGGACAUGGCGGAGUCCAGACGGACGAGUAAAAAAUCAAAUAGACUUUAUCCUCACCAACAAGAAUACAAUCUGUAAAGAUGUCGAUGUGUUAAACAGUUUUCAUACAGGAAGUGACCAUAGACUAGUACGCGCCAAAAUACAAAUCUAUACUAAUAUUGAAAGGAGAAAAUGA
This is a messenger RNA of Sitophilus oryzae (rice weevil), 924 nucleotides long. Its product is annotated as craniofacial development protein 2-like. Gene Ontology annotation, molecular function: catalytic activity. Gene Ontology annotation, cellular component: nucleus. Bases 1 to 924 code for a protein of 307 amino acids. The record is from RefSeq and is a predicted model, not a curated record. Gene Ontology annotation, biological process: chromatin remodeling. NCBI's taxonomy places the organism in Eukaryota, Metazoa, Arthropoda, Insecta, Coleoptera, Curculionidae. The transcript has a single exon.